Messenger RNA from Quercus robur (English oak), 1339 nucleotides. RefSeq lists its product as uncharacterized. The record is from RefSeq and is a predicted model, not a curated record. Bases 478 to 1293 code for a protein of 271 amino acids. The transcript has 3 exons. NCBI's taxonomy places the organism in Eukaryota, Viridiplantae, Streptophyta, Magnoliopsida, Fagales, Fagaceae.
AUCCUUCUCAAAAAAAAAAAAAAACUAUUGUUUGGAUCACAUUCCUUCUUUUUAAAUUUUGUCUAGUAUCAGUAAUAGAUGCCAAUUCUUACGUGGGGUUAGUUAAUUUUUAGACACGAUUGGUUGGCACCUUUAAUUGUGUCCCCAACUUGACCCAUUCAUGGUGGCUUCCAUUUUUAUGAGUCAUAAAUCAACCUUAAUUUUUGGCUAUUGAAAUAAUAUCCUUGUUUUAAACAAUUAGGACAUUUUCUUUUUCAAUCCCAUAUUGUGCUUGUACCAACUCUUGCUUUUAAUCUUAUUAUCAUCCAUGUACAUCAGUAGCAUAAUAAUAUUGCAAGCAAAAUUUUAUUCUCAAGUUUCAAUAACAACAAGACGAUUCUAAGUCUUGAAUCCCAGAAAGCAGCCAAAUCAAUCAAGCAAGAAACAACAACAAUACACUUAGGCCAAGGAAUUAGAAAAUGUCGGGUGUAACUCUCUAUGGCUCCUCGAUCGGAGCCUGACAAAACCACCACUUCUGAAACAACAAAACCCCAACAAAAGCCAAUUUCUCAGCAGCAGCAACAGUCUGUGAUGGGUGGUGUAAUGGGAUCACUGCAUGUAAUAGAGCUCCAGCUCGUAGCCUUUAUCAUGGUUUUCUCAGCUAGUGGUCUUGUCCCACUUCUUGAUUUAGUCUUUCCUGCCUUUGCCUCUGCCUAUCUUCUAGUUCUCUCUCGCUUGGUCUUCCUUGCCCAUGGUAGUGUUAGCUCUGGAUCACAGGAAAUUUUGCAGGGAAGCAAAUUCUUUAGGUUCUAUGUGGUUGUGGGAACCACAAUAGGGCUUUUCUUGCCCCUGGCAUACAUUUUGGGUGGUGGGUUUGCUAGAGGAGAUGAACAUGCAGUUCGAUCAGCAACACCUCACUUGUUCUUACUCUCUUUUAAGAUACUCACUAAGAACAUCAUUAUUGGGCUGUAUUUGUUUUCACCACCAGUGAGAGCAUUGGUUCCAUUGCUCUAUACAGUUCGGAGGGUCUUUGUAAUCAUUGAUUGGAUAAAGGACGUGUGGGUUAACAAAACACUGCCUGCAAAUGCCCAACUUAAGAACAUUGCUUGGUUUUGGUUCGGGAGGAGCCUUGCAGUUGCCAAUCUAGUGUAUUUCUCAAUCAACCUGUUCGGGUUUUUGAUUCCACGAUUCCUUCCAGGGGCCUUUGAGAGGAAUUUCAGGGAAAGGGAUGAGAUUCGUGCCAAGACUGCGGAAGACAAGCGUUCUGCAGUUAUUAACAAAUCCCAGCCAACAGAUAAUAAGAAGGCAGAUUAGUGCUUUUCUUGCUUGGUCCCAAGUAGUAUGAAUAUAGUUUUGGGAA